UAAAUGCAACUGUUUCCCUCUCUAUAGAUUAAAAGAGUGCUAUAAGCGAUACCAUCUUAAAAAGAGCAGAUGUGCUAUAAACGGACCGGAGACUAAUUAUUCUCAUCAGUCAACAAGGACAGGACAAGUAUCGAUAGGCUAAAACUGCCGAAGAGAAAAAUCAAGUCAGCUUUUAGGAAUAACUUUGGGCCGGCAAACGCAAGUCAGGCCAGGGAAAUGAACGCUGUGGGGCAAAAGUCACGCGUCCCGACAGACGGAGGCACUUCCAGGCUGAACGCGCGUCUUCCCAGCGUCGUCGCUGGGAGGCUGGAAGAGGCAGUGGCCUGCAGAAGGGUCCCUGCUACCUGAGGAGUUUGGCAGCUUGCAGACAACGUGGGUGACGGCGGCUGAGGCUGGUGGCAGGGGGUGCAAUUAGGCAGGGCUGGCAGGGCCUCCGGAGACAUGCCGAGCAUCCUCCGUGCCCAGGGGAGCGAAGGCGCUGCGCUGCUCUGCAGAGGAGCCCGGGGAGGGGCGGCUGCUGAGCCCAGGGCAGGCAGCGGGAGAGCUGGGGCAGUUUUUGCUUCCCUGUCACACCAACCUGGGCAGGGGGGACAACCUCUGUACAUGGUUGUGACAGUCGUUUCCAUACUGGUGCCUCUGCAGUCGCCCACCUGCUAGAGGGGUAACAGCAGCUUGAAUCGCCAGGUUUUGUCCCAAGUUCUGCUAUUACCAAAUGUUGCUUUUUUCAGCUCUGGGAUGCGGUAACCACCCUGACACUAACGGGGUUUUGUGAAUCGCCACUGCUAGUACCAAACGUGCCCUGCACAGCAUCGGCAUCUUCAGAGAAAGCUUGGGAUGAGGACUUCUAAAGUAGCUGAGGUUGCUUGUGGUGGAACAGGCACUGGUUUGGGAAGAGGAGACAUGCUCCCCUCCCCAGGGGUGGCCGUCACCGAGACCAGGCAGCAAAAAUCUCAGCGCAGCCCCUGAGAAACGGUGCAUGGGACAAAGUCACGUUAUGUGUAAAAUGCCCCGGGACCCUUGGGGGGACGCUGCGAGGUUUGUCCUGGUUUUCUCCCUGGGGCGGGGGGCGGGGGGAUGCUUUCCGUCCGCCAGCACCGGGGAUGGAGGCUCCCUCGGCCAAACUGCGGUGUCCCCCGGCUCCGGGGGGGGGGGGGGGGGUGUCGGCCCCUCUCUCCCCCCGGCGCCGGCGUUGCGGGGGGCGGGGGGGGGGACAGACGGACGGAGGACCCCGGCGGCCGCCCCUCGCUCCGCCGCGGCCCGGGGUGGUGUGCGGGGGUGUGUGCGGAGGGGGGUGGGCGAGCAGCACGCGCCGCUGCCCGUGCGGCCCCGGUGCGGGGCUCGGGGGGGCGCCGCGCCGCUCCCCGCAGCCGUCAUCGGGGCGGGGAGGGAGCGCUCCCCCGCAGAGCCGCCGCUGCCGGGCCCGGCCAUGUGCCGAGAGGGUGUCUGCUGCCGGCUCGCCCGCUCCGCGCCCUGAGCCGGCGUCCCUCUUCUUAGCCUUAUUUUUUUAUUAUUUUUUAUUUAAAUUCUUUUUUUUUUUAAUUGUUUCUAUUUGCAUUGAUGCUCUCCGAGCUGGAGACUUCGGGAGACGCGGUCCUCACCUGAGAGAUCCAGCACAAUUCCCCCGUUUGAAGGCUGUUAAUGGAGAAGAGGGCGGAUGACAGCCGGGACUGUGGUCAUCACAGGUGGAAUAUUAGCGACUGUCAUUUUGCUUUGUAUCAUCGCUGUCCUCUGCUACUGUAGGCUCCAGUACUACUGCUGCAAGAAGGAUGAAUCCGAGGAGGACGAGGAGGAGCCCGACUUCGCCGUGCACUCCCACAUCCCGCCGCUCCACUGCAACCGCAACGUAGUGCUGACCAACGGCCCGUCCCUCUACACCUCGUCACCCUUCAGCAAGAAGCCGGCACCCAGCCGCCCCAGCUGCCCCAGCUGCACGCCGUACGAGCCCCCCACCUUCUUCCUGCAGGAGCCCCCCGAGGAGCUGCACAAUGGGGGCGACCGGGUGAGCUACAAGACGGUGAGCCAAGAAGAUCUCGCCCUGCCGGUGAGCGUGACCAACAUGCAGGCGCUCAACCCCAACCGGCUCUUGGCCAUGCGGGAAGCUUUCUCCCGCAGCCGCAGCAUAAGCACCGAUGUGUGAGGCGCUGGCUGCCCGCCCAGCCCCGAGCAUCGCAUUGCGCCUCGCCACUGCUGAUGGGGCUUUUAACAGCGGGUAGAACUUUCUGAAAUUCAUGGAAGUGAUUUGAGAAAGAAGGAAGAAAAAAAAACCAACCUGAAUGUUUUCCUAUGUUCUGUAGGCAGAGACAUGCUAAAUGGCAAUAUAAAGGGGUAGCGAAAAAAUAACCAAAAGGGGAGUGAGGGGGAGGACGGUUGCAGCUGGGACACAAGGUUUUCUAGCGUUGUGUUGCGUUUUGGUUUCUUUGGGGUUUUUUUUCCUUUUAUAAAGAGGAUUUUGAUACUGUGCAUCCUUUUAUACAGAGUAAGUACGGCCUCCUCGACAUUCGGCUGGUGCACCGAGUGAUAACAAGCAAGUAAUGGGGCACAGGGCUGGCUGCAAAAUGGCUCGUGCUGGAAGUCAGUGGGGAUCUUCUGCCAUGUCGUGGGGGCACACUGCAGCCAACUGCUCCUGGGCAUAGUGCACACACACGUGCAUACAACCCCGCGGUCCUAUAGCAAAGCAGGCCUGCUGUUGCCCACCCUUCUGCCACCCCCUCCUGCGCCGCUCCGUACUGCAGCCGUGCGCGUGUGUGCCUGAGCACAGCCCUGCCCUGUCCCCAGGCGGUCUCACUCCUCAAGCUGGCAUUUAUUCCUGGGUGACAGGCGCAGUCCCUUCAGGGCUAGGAUGGCCGUGGGUACACAGCCUGCCCCUGCCCCUGGAGCCCCUGGAGCGGCUCCGAGGCCCCCCCAGUGGAGAAGGGCUGGCAGGGUUUGCAAAAGCAUUGCAUUACCUGGCUUUGGAAAUAACACACAACAUGAUUUCGGAUGGAGAAAUAUACCCCAUAGCCCCCUUCUCUGACUAAGGAGUGUCCCUGCUCCAAAUAAUGCCAUGCACCAUUUCUAAUCGAGGGUUCGCCCUACUGGGCGAGCAAGAGCGUGACUGUGUAUCUGUCCACCCCCCUCCCCAGUGCACAUCUUAACGUGCAUUUUUCUCCCUAUCCAGGAAUGUGUCAAGACACUUUAGAUUUAGUUUAGGCAAAGCCACCUCUUUCGCAUCUUUUCCCCAUGCCAUUUCCCACGGCUGGGCAGCCUGGCUGGGACUGCGGCACCGGCUCUGCCCCAGCUCCGCCGGCCACCCUGGAUCCGGCCAGGGCUGUGCUGGCAGAGCAGCGGGCAUGGAGCCAGCCGCCGAGCGUGUGCCUCGGCACCGAACUUGCUGCAAAAAAGCCAUUUGGUUAAUUCAGUGCUUUGGGAGGAGUAAUCAUUCAUUGCAGCAGUGCCUACGUGGGGGCUCUCAUGCACUGGUUUCUCCUGGCUGUCUCGAUUCCUCCUCUCCAACCUUGCAAUACUCCCAGUUUGUCUGACAAAACACCCUCUUUCUCCUGGAUUGUGCAUUAUUCAAGGUAAAAGCAUCGCAGUGGGCUCAGGGACAGUUGGCUCAGCCACAGCGGAAGAUGGACUGGCUGCAAAGAGACUCUAAUGGCCGCAGCGUUGCGCUCUGGGUCAGCUUUCCUUUUUAAAGAUGCAAUGGGAAGAAAAAAGUCCGUUGCUUCAGCCCCAUCGGCUCCCAAACACUGUUUGCAGCCCAGCUGGCUAUUUUACUUCUAACCGUGAGGUCUUUUAAUUCUACAGGAAAUCUUUUGAAGUACAAGUCAGUCUUUGCAAAUGAGUAUCUUUGACUUUCUCGGGGGUUUCUGUUUGUGGGGGAGGGGGCUGGGUUUGGUUUUUGUACAUGUUUAAUAUUCUAGGCUUGGUCCCUGGGGCACCGUGUCCCAGGAGCCGUGUCCUGGGGGCCGGUGGCUGCACUCCUGUGUACAGUUCUCACCGGGGUUUGUUUCCAUGCAUCGAGUCCCUCCUGCCCUUCGCAUCUCUCGUGACCGUACUUCUCUUGCCAGCCCUCCUAUUUUCCAUUUUUCCUUCCCCCAUAGCUUGGAAACUAAGCAAAUGGUUGGCUUACACUAACCUUUCACCUGGUGAUCUCUUGUACAGGACUUUGGGAAUCAUGGGGGGCGGCGGGGAGGGAAACAGAGAAAAAUAAAAUAAAAAAAAAGAUAAAUAAACUACUUUGACAUGGGUUUUGAGGCUGACAUUUUUGUCCCUGCAUCUUCAAACACAGGGAGCUGUUUGCAAAGCUUUCACCUAGGUGCAGGAGGUUUCCCUGCUGCUGAGGGGAGCAAUGCAGCAGCAACUGGGGUACAUGCUAGUAUGGGGGGUGCUAAAGAGUCAUCGCCACAGAAACAUGGAGCAAUAACUGCCCUUGGAAGCAUGGAAAGGCCCUUUUCUUGCUGGCGCUGUGUCAAACCUCUUUCCUUGCAAGCUCCUGAGAAGCUUCAGGGUUGUAGUUCGUACAGCCACACACAUAACCCCAAAGGGCCACUAGCCCAGAGCAACCAUCCCAAAAUCCCCAGCUCCCCCACUGCUGGGACUUUUCCUUGCAUCACUGUCUGAGCAGCCACAAUUCCCCAACUUAGAGCUGCUCUGCUCCCCCCAGGCACCAGCAAGUUCAUUGCCGUGACUCCAGUGUUGCCAGUACAUGGGGCAAACACCCACUACAAACUGGAGAAUAAAACAAGAUACCACCAUAAAUAUGACAA
This is a messenger RNA of Phalacrocorax carbo (great cormorant), 4748 nucleotides long. The record is from RefSeq and is a predicted model, not a curated record. NCBI's taxonomy places the organism in Eukaryota, Metazoa, Chordata, Aves, Suliformes, Phalacrocoracidae.